This is a messenger RNA of Syngnathoides biaculeatus (alligator pipefish), 3449 nucleotides long. RefSeq names its product protein phosphatase 1, regulatory subunit 13 like (gene ppp1r13l). The record is from RefSeq and is a predicted model, not a curated record. NCBI's taxonomy places the organism in Eukaryota, Metazoa, Chordata, Actinopteri, Syngnathiformes, Syngnathidae. Gene Ontology annotation, molecular function: transcription factor binding. Gene Ontology annotation, biological process: regulation of transcription by RNA polymerase II; positive regulation of cell differentiation.
UGGAAGCAAUGUUGUGCGCUGACGCCUGGAGGGAGGAGGGACAGUCUGGAACUGGGCAGCCGACUUCAGGAAGCCCAAGCAAGAAGAAGAAGAAGAAGAAGAAGAAGAAAAGAAAAGUGUUGCUAGAUCUGGACACGCAGAUAUUUUUCUCUCGAAGUCAGGAGGACAAGAAGCUUUUAUUUUCAGUGAGAAACUAAUAACCACUACCUGACAACCAUGACUUCUCAGAGCACCUAUGGCAGCAACAUCCUGUUCCAGACCAUGAACGAUGACCUGAAUGCAUCUUUGGCCAGCGCAGACGAGCUAGCCAAGGAGUUUAACUCCAUGCUGAGGGAGGCUUCCUCCAGACCCACAGGCACACAGCAUGCAUCCCAGGUUCCCCAGCACAACAUCUCUCCAGCGCCCAGCACGCUAGGGGGGUCGAGCAGCUGGAAUAACCUCAGCGCUACAUCAACACCAUACCAGCCCAGCGCAUCGACCCUCCACCCGAUGGACUCCACGAUCACUAUGAUCAAGAGCGCCCCAACAUCCCCAGCGCCUUCCAUCAGUCCACUUUCUUCGCCCAAGAUCAGCCGGGCCACUUCGCCUCUCCCCCGUGUUGUUCCUGAUGGGUACACCUAUCGGCAGCUGAGCCCCAAGCAUUCGCCCCAAAACAGAAGCUAUGACCAGAGCCCCCGUGGUUCGGUGAGCUACGCGGAGAGGAGCCCAUCCCCUAGCCGCACCGCGACAUCGCACCUACCUGUGCCCUCGCCCAACCGACUCAGUCCUUUUGAAGGUCGCAGAUCGCCUCGGCCUGACCGAGGCCCAUCACCUUUGACUUUUCAUCAUGCUGUAGCUGAAACGCUUCCCCGGACUUUUACUUUCAGGCAACCAGAUGAAGGUGUACAGAGGCAAAAGAGUCCCAGCAAGUGGAACGAAACGGAUCUAGACAUGUCCUUCGAAAGGAAGCCUCACCACACCUAUGACAAGGGCGAGUGGAUCAGAGCAUCCGUGCCUAACAGUAACUGGAGAGAGUCCAACCUGGAUGGCCCUCCUCCAGCCCCCAGCCCCAAAAAGAAUCAUCGUGCUUCCCCUCUUCAGUUCCCCCAUGGUUCAUUGAGCCGGAACAGUCGUGUGACAGUACUUCCGGAAGUAGUAUCGCCAACCCAGUCCCAUCAGUACCACCAGCAGCCCAUCAUCUCCCGUAUUUCAAUUCCGCCUCUUGCUACCCAGUCCCGACAACGCAGGCCCAUCCCACUUUCUGUCAUCAUGCGUCUCCAAAACCCCCACUGGGGUGGCAUGUCUGCCCUGACCACACCAGGGAGGCCUCCUGGAGAUCCAUGGGAGGCGCCCUACCAGCCUACCGCGUCCAGGAACCUCUUCAACCCGGCUGCCAUGCAGCCACCGCCUGAGCUGAGACAACCGGCCGUUUACAGCGAUGCGUUGAACCCGGGUGACAUUGAUGCUGAGCUGUCCCGACUAGAUUUAGUUCACCACCUGCCAAUGAUCCAUGAGAGCGAGCCUCACACCAGUCAAGGGCCUCCUCGACCCCUCAGUCCCACCCGGCUGCAGCCCGUGGUGGCCCCUGAGGCCCACAGCCAGGAGAUCCCUGAUCUGGAGGAGCUGCUCCGCAUCCGCUCAGAGAUCCCCCGGCCUUUAAAAAGGCGCGGCUCUGCAGACCAGUCGCGGCCUCUGAAGAACGCGUCACAGUAUGAGCCCAAUCAGUACAAGAAGCUCAUCAACAAGCUCUUCCAGCGCAAGGAGCAGCGGCAUAAGGGCGAGGGCGGCGGCGAGCGGGGGAGCGAGAGCGGCACCUCAUCGGAGGGAGAGGACAACAGCGCCGCACCUCCUCCAUCACAGGCCCCCAAGGCCUCCAAGCACCAGGACUGCAGAAACUACCAUUCCAUCCUGAGGGCCAGCCGGGAGCGUAAAAGUACCGGGAGGCGAGCCCGCCUGAGCCCACUGGUGCUGGCGCUGGAUGGAGCGCUUGUGGGCGAGCUGGAGACGGUGCAGCGGGCCGUACAGGAGAUGCUGGACCCGAGUCAGCCGAACGACGAAGGGAUCACGGCGCUCCACAACGCCAUCUGUGGCGGCCAUUACAACGUGGUAGACUUCCUGGUUCGGAUCGGUGCCAAUGUCAGCGCCCCGGACAGCCACGGAUGGACUCCGCUGCACUGCGCGGCUUCGUGCAACGACCGGCCGUUGUGCGAGUUUCUGGUGAGGAAUGGCGCAGCUGUGAUGGCAAUGACGGAGAGCGACGGCGCCACGGCCGCACAGAAGUGCGACCCCUAUGCAGUCGCCUUUGAGGAGUGCGAGAGCUUCCUGAGAGGCGUGGAGGAGGCUAUGGGCAUGGAGAACAGCGGCGUACUUUACGCCCUGUGGAGUUACCCGGCCCAGGCCCCCGACGAGCUCACCUUCCGGGAGGGAGACAUGGUCACCAUCCUCCAGAAGGCCGACGGGUCCGACUGGUGGUGGGCCUCGCUCUGCGGCCGCGAGGGCUUCGUGCCUAACAACUACUUUGGGCUUUUCCCUAAGGUUCGGCCCAAAUCUUUCUCCUAGCUGUGGAAAUUAUACAGGGGUCAAGCAGCUCAUGUAAUGUAGUGUGUGUGUCCGCAUGCACUUAUGUUUGUGAGUGUGUUUACAUGUGUAAGUGACAGAGAGAAAGAGUGAGAGAUCAGUCGAGGACAGCUGAAGGAUGAGUCAGUAUUCUUUUUUUUUUCCCACUUUGCUCUUAGUUGCAUUUAAUGCAAGGCACACAUACAUGCACCCACCCACAUCCACAAUCAUGGAAUGUCUGAUUGGUUCCAGCUGGGGUGAAGCUCAUGUUCAAUUGUACAUUUUUUUUUUUUAAAUCAAACCGCUUUUUUUUCCAUUCCCUGUUCUGUGUGAACCUCAAUACUCCUGCCAACAAUAUUCCAGUUUUUGAUAUGGCAAAGUGUGAUGUGUAAAGCUUUCUACUGCUUAUCUAACUGGAAAAGAACAACAACAACAAAAAAGAAUAUCCUCAGUAAGUAUUAAAUCAAUGUCUGUUUGUGUAUAUUGUUUGGAGAUGAUAGAUUGAAUAAUAAUAAUAAUACUGAAAACCCGUUAUGUUACCGUUGUCUAAUAAGAAUGCAAUGCCCAGCUCUAACCACAGGGUGGUCUCAUGUAAUCUUGUUUCAAUAGAGUGCUCCUCUGUAAUGUGAGCAAUUAAACCUUGGAUUGUGCUUUGAAUUCAUAAAUUUUAUGUGUUUUCCAUUCCCCAUUCACAGUCAGAGCAAUGAACAAUUUAGAGUCCACAAUGAAUCUUACAUUUAUGUUUUUGGAAUGUAGGAGGAAGACAAAAAUGGACUGCUGGGUCAAUUGUUCUGGGAGGAAAAGGGAAGUGGCCUGCGGGUCAUCAAUGUUGUAUACUUUGCCUUUUGUCCAUUGAACAUGUCUAAUGGAGGAUGAGGUCGGAGCAAGGCUGCAUUAAUUAUAUUAAAAAAAAA